AUGGCGCCUGAACCCACGCCUGAGGAUGUGGACAACUUCCUUGAGUUCUCGGGCCUUGACCCCGCCAGAGACCGUAAUAUCGUCAUUACGGCACUCAAGAGCAACAGCAAUCGGGAUGAGCUUGCGUCAGAGGUCUUGAUAGAUGGAGUCGACGUGUUCCGGAGGAAAUACACAUGGGACGACACAGCAUUCGGAGCCAGUCGUGACGGGGAGCCGAACCACACGGGUAUAGCUUUCAACAUCGAGGCCCCCGACAAUGCCGUCAUACAAGGCGUUACGCCUCCACCCGACAACGGCUUCUACGGGCCUUCAGCAGGUGCUCCCUCACGACCUCCAUCGAGAACAAACAACCGAUCGCCGCUUGGAGCUCCCAGUACUGCUGCGCAAGAAGAGGACGAUUACAACAGGGCCAUUCGAGACUCCCAGCGGGAUGCAGACUACAUACCUCAGGAAGCCGGCGUCACGGGCGGAAGCGCCGGCGCCCCGCACUUUGGACCUGCCAACAGGUCUGACUACGACUCGAAUAGCUGGGCUAUGGUGACGACGGCAACGAGCUCGUACCAAACGACAGUCGAUGACGACCCCGCCCCUUCUGCGAGGAAGCGAGAAGAUGACGCCCCGGCGUUUCUUGUGCAGAGAACCACGGCACGCACAUCUAAGCACCAUCUGGAUUCCGUGUUGACAAUUCUGCAUGAGAUUCCGCUUGCACGCAAUAUCUUACUGCAGGGUGGUGAACAAGCUGCCAGCUAUGGCCACAACAGCGAAUGGUGGAAAGGUCAACCGAUUUACGCCCCUCACGUCCUGGCCGCCAUGAACCAAGGCGACCUCCAGUGGGCUGACGACACGAAGCCGGACUUUCAUGAGGAGAUUCAUCGUCUAAUGGCUUUUUUGGACCUGACUGAGAGAAGCUACGGUUCUGUCGAUUCCAUGGCUGAUCUGGUUCCCAAAACCAACUUCGCUACCGAGAGACAGUUCUUUGACACGCUCGUCGAGAAGACCGAUGCCGAUGUCAUCAAACCCCUGACGCACCUAGCAUGCCCCAUGUCUACAGAUACCUUGGAGAGGACUCAGGACCCACACAGAUUUGCGUUUUUGAACUUUGAGUUGACGAAGAGUCAAUAUGAAAAGACGACGUCUCUGUACGAAGCUUGGAACUGGAUCGUGUGGCACGAUGUCAUGACGUGGCUGGAGCUCAAUGCGGAUACCGGAAUGGUUGUUCUCGACGACAUGGGCGAGGUCAUGACAGUUGUUAUCGAUGGCGAUGGCACGCCCGAUAAGCUUGACAUUCCCGAAGUGUGGUAUCCAGAGCGCUAUCUAGAGAGCCGGAAGGAAGAGGCAAAGGUCUGCCAGGAACACCUUGCGUGGGUGCAUAGAAUGCUCUACGAGGCCGAAUCCAAGGAGUUCGAGCUCACUAAGUGGAUUGAUCCGAAGACCGACAAGGUCCACAACAAAGAGGAAAUGCUGGAGAAGACAAUCAAGGAGUAUGAGAGCCACGUCAACUAUCUGGACGGCCUGGGACGGUUCAGAGAGCUGCGAAAGUCAGACGACGAUGAGCAAGGUACCCUUCGUCUAGAAGACGUGCCGUGUGUCUUGUCUGAAGGCGAGGAGGAGCUUUUCAAGAGCUCGCAAAAGGUGCUCCAGAGAUGCAAGUGGCAGCUUGCUCAAGUCAGAGAAAAGCAACAGAAACUCAAGUGGGAACGUGAGAGGCUUGAGGAAAGGAAGCAGUAUCUCAACACUAUACUGACUGACCCCGACAAGCCAGGCUUGAGCAAGCCGUUCACUGGCAAGAAGUACCUCUUGAGGGGAAUAGCAACGCAGCAAAACGUGACAUAUGUCUGCAAGCGAGCCGAGCCGACCCUCAUUGACAUUGAUGAGACGCCGUCUUUAGUAGAUCAGUGGUGGCGGCUGUCUUAUAGUGCGAAACAAUACGCAAAGGCCGAGAAAUACACCUUCCAACAGGUGGUUGACGCAAUCUACUUUGAGACUAAGAACCCGUUGCUCGUGUAUGCUACAGAAGACGCAAUCAAUACGCCUGUGUCACCGCUUUCAGACGCCCUAUUACGGUUCGCAAAGGCCGAGAACAAGAUUUUCAGGCAAGAAUUGAACCAGGAAACCACGGAGGAAGUGGCCAACUUGAGAAACACAAACAUGUCGCCAAUUUCGCCGUCCAAGAGGAAAUACCGGUCAGGCAGCGUCGAUUCUAUGGCAACCAACCGAGCUUCAUUGGGCAACAGCGAUACAAACUCGCGCGCCGGGGACUUUGAGACGGAUCCAUUCGGCGACGGAGACGGCACCAUGGACACGGAAAUGACCGAUCUGUCGACCAGGCAAAGUACUACAGAGACACAAAACUCGAGUCUAGCCCAGGUCAUGUACUCUAGUGAGACGCAAGAUAAGGCACGAGGAGGUUACGACAUCAACGGGCCAGGUAUGGGACAGGACGGCCUUUGGACCAGUGCUCCCACGGACGACGUCACAGAGAUUAGUCGUACAGUGACGCCAGACGUAGACGUGGAAGAGCCAGCCAAGGGGCCCGAGAUGCAGGAACGCAGCGGAAGCGGGGCCGGAUCGCCAUUCAUGGCUAGACACUCGAUUUAUGGAACGGCACACGACCCCAGAGAUGAGCAAAAGACGAUAAAAAUGAUGGAUAUGGAGAUUCCCGAUGAGCAUCAGUAG
Messenger RNA from Colletotrichum abscissum, 2676 nucleotides. RefSeq names its product ubiquitin interaction domain-containing protein. The transcript is spliced from 7 exons. Gene Ontology annotation, cellular component: nucleus; cytosol. The record is from RefSeq and is a predicted model, not a curated record. Gene Ontology annotation, biological process: protein deubiquitination. Bases 1 to 2676 code for a protein of 891 amino acids. Lineage: Eukaryota; Fungi; Ascomycota; Sordariomycetes; Glomerellales; Glomerellaceae.